This is a messenger RNA of Gigantopelta aegis, 6585 nucleotides long. RefSeq names its product multidrug resistance-associated protein 1-like. NCBI's taxonomy places the organism in Eukaryota, Metazoa, Mollusca, Gastropoda, Neomphalida, Peltospiridae. Gene Ontology annotation, molecular function: ATP binding; ATP hydrolysis activity; ABC-type transporter activity. The transcript has 29 exons. The record is from RefSeq and is a predicted model, not a curated record. Gene Ontology annotation, biological process: transmembrane transport. Bases 84 to 4652 code for a protein of 1522 amino acids. Gene Ontology annotation, cellular component: membrane.
AAAAAGCUUGAGAGAAGCGUGUUUCAGUUUGCACUUCAUCUCAUCUGGCAUCUGCUGAGAUCAGUCAUGCCAAGUAUGUCACGAUGGACAAUUUCUGCAACGGAACACUAGUUUGGAAUGAAGAUACGACAUGGAAUCACGACUGGCCGGAAUUCACUGCGUGUUUCCAGGACUCGGUCCUCGUGUGGGUUCCAUGUGCCUGGCUGUGGAUCACAGCUCCGCUCUACAUCUACUACCUCAGCACUGUUCUUCCAGGCCGAGUUGUCUCCCAUUGUCCAUACAUAGGCAAACUGUUUGUUGUUGUUGUUUUGUUGCUGCUGUCGGUGCUGGAACUACUUCUGGUGAUUUCCCAUGAGCAGAGCGGUGGAUUCUCCAUUCAGCUCAAGUCGUUUCUGUUGGCACCAGUGGUGAAGGCUCUCACCUUUAUACUGUGUUUUGUGUUGUUGGUCGUGGAGAGGAAGAAAGGUCUGAUAUCGUCAGGAGUGUUGUUUAUUUUCUGGCUUCUGCUCUCAAUAUCAGGAAUUAUUCCAUUUUACACAAAAAUAAUACAACAGGUCUACACCGAAGACUUGCUUGGAUUCAGUUUGUUUUACAUUUACUACAUGUUAGUUUUGUUGGAACUACUGCUGCACUGCUUUGCUGAGAAACCCUAUUCAACUCAGUCUGUUUGCCCAGAAACCAUAGCCUCCUUUCUAUCAAGACUGUCAUUCUGGUGGGCCAACAGAGUGUUGUACCUGGGCUACAAGAAGCCACUGACAGUCUCUGAUGUUCCGUCUCUAAACCCGAGAGAGCUGUCAAGUACUGUUGUACCAAGGUUUACCGCUAACUGGAGACAACAAGUGGAUAAAGCCAGAAGAAGACUGCAGCACCAGCAGUCCUUAGUCUGUAACCAUGUUGAAGAAUCAGGAACUUCUGAGUCGACUCCUCUGCUGGCAGAAGUGAAGACGGGCAAGAAGAAAAGUGGGAAGGCCCCGAAGCCGUCACUAGAGAGGACGCUGAUGAAGACGUUUGGGUUGGAGCUGCUGCAGGCUCAGUUCUGGAAACUGUGUAACGACGGGCUGCUUCUACUCAAUCCUUUGAUUCUCGGACUGUUGAUAGACUUCACUGAAGACAAAAGUGUUCAAGAGUGGAAAGGCUAUUUAUAUGCGGCCAUCUUGUUUUGUUCUAUUUUCCUCCAGUCUGUCUUCUUCCACCAAACCUGGCACCAGUCGACAUCUCUGGGCUUACGUAUCAGAGCCAGCAUCAUUUCAGCAGUAUUUAAAAAGGCCCUGACUAUGGACAACAAAUCGCGUAAGAAGUCGACGAUGGGUGAGAUUGUGAACCUGAUGUCAGUGGACACGGAGCAUGUUCAGAACAUGAUGGGGUGGAUGUGGACGAUGUGGUCGAGCCCGCUGCAGGUGUGUCUGUGUCUGUACCUGCUCUACACCACGCUGGGACCCGCCAUGUUUGCCGGGCUAGCACUGCUACUCAUCCUCUUCCCCAUCAACGGCGUCACCAUGGCUUUCCUCGGCAAGUAUCAGGAGCAGCUGAUGGCCGUGAAGGACACGAGGAUAAAACUCGUCAAUGAGGUGCUCAGUGGAAUCAAGAUUCUGAAGCUGUAUGCAUGGGAACCGUCCUUUGAACAGAAGAUUCUUGACGUGCGAAACAAGGAGCUUAAAAUUAUCCUCAAGAUGUCGCUACUGGACAGCUUCAUGACAUUCUCGUGGACUGUCGCGCCAUACGCGGUUUCCUUGGUAACCUUUUUGACCUAUGUGUACACUUCUGAAGACCACUACCUUGACCCACAGAUGGCUUUCGUUGCCAUCUCGUACUUCAAUAUACUACGCUUUGCUGUCAACCUGCUGCCACUGGGACUGACAGAUAUAAUCAAGGCUGUGAUAUCUCUUAGACGGAUUGGACGUUUCCUCAGUAGAGGCGACCUUGAAACAAACAAUGUCAUACAUGAUCCACACCAGCGAGAUGCUAUUGUGAUUGACGACGCUAAUUUCUCAUGGAGUGAAGAAGCCGGACUGACCUUGCACAAUAUCAGUCUGAAAGUGGCUGAAGGAGAGCUGAUUGCCGUUGUUGGUCAAGUAGGAAGUGGCAAGUCAUCACUUAUUUCGGCCAUACUUGGAGACAUAAAGAAGUUAUCAGGAUAUAUCAGCACAAGGGGACGUCUGGCGUACGUACCACAGCAAGCCUGGAUUCAGAACGACACAAUUCAGAAUAACAUCCUGUUUGGGCAGCCAAUCCGGAGAGAAGAGUACGAGAAUGUUCUCGACAUUUGUGCCCUAAAACCAGACCUGGAAAUACUGCAGGCUGGGGACUUGACAGAGAUUGGAGAAAGGGGCAUCAACCUGAGUGGUGGUCAGAAGCAGCGUGUGAGUCUGGCCCGCGCGGUGUACAGCGACGCUGACAUCUUCCUGCUGGACGACCCUCUGUCUGCGGUGGACAGCCACGUCGGGAAGCAGAUCUUCGAGCAGGUGAUCGGCGACACCGGGGUUCUCCGCGGCAAGACGCGGGUCUUCGUAACCCACGGCCUGCAGUGGCUGCCCAAGGUGGACACAAUUGUGGUGCUGAUCGACGGGCGCGUGUCUGAGAUCGGCUCGUAUGAUGACCUGCUGGACCACAACGGCCCCUUCGCCCAGUUCCUCAGGAUGUACUUACUGCAGAGCGAGGAUGAAGGAGAAGAUGACCCUGAAGUGUUUGAGAUGCGACACACAGUUUUGGAGAGGUUGUCAUCUAUCAGAAGUGAAGAGGAUGAAACAGAUGUUGAACUGCGAGAGAAAAUCAGAAAGCAGUCCGAGAGUAAAGCUCUUGAUGAUGAUGUGAAGGACAAAGAGAAGGCAUCUGAGCUGAAAGCAGCCGCACCAGACAAGCUGAUAGAGGAGGAAACCGUCGAGUCCGGACGUGUGAAGUUUGCUGUGUUCAUCAAGCUGGCAAGGGCAAUUGGGAUCCCGUUUGUCUUCUUGAUAAUUGGCCUGUACAUCCUGUUUGAAACUGCUGCUGUGAUGGCUAAUGUGUGGCUCAGUGAAUGGACUGACGAUGCCAGUCUGGCAAACUUCACGGCUCUACCCGUCAACAGUUCAGAACGAACCGACAAGAACGACUUCUACGUCGGGAUUUAUGGUGCAUUUGGAGUCGCACAGUCUAUUUUUGUCAUUGGUUUCUCCAUCACGGUGAGCCUGCGCUCUGUCCACUCCUCACGUCACCUCCAUCGUCUGAUGCUGUCAAACGUGCUGAAGGCCCCGCAGUCAUUUUUCGACACAACGCCAACUGGACGCAUCGUGAACCGGUUCUCGCAGGAUCUCGACACGAUCGACAACGAGUUGCCACUGACAUUUGAAAUGUUCAUCGACUGCGCGGUGCUGGUGCUGGGAACUCUCAUCGUCAUCAGCUACAGCACCCCCAUCUUCCUGGUGGCCGUAAUACCCACUGGCAUCCUCUACACUCUGAUACAGAGAUUUUACAUUCCAACGUCACGCCAGCUAAAGCGCCUGGAGUCGAAGUACCGGUCGCCGAUCUACAGUCAUUUCAGCGAGACGAUCUCCGGCUCCAGUGUUAUCCGGGCGUACGGCGUGGAGGAAGACUUCAUUAGGAUGUCCGAGAAGAAAGUAGACAUUAAUCAGAAGUUUGACUUCUACAGUUUUACAUGCAACAGAUGGCUUGGUUUUCGAUUAGAGCUGUUGGGGAAUUUUGUAAUCUUGGCUGCCACGAUGUUUGCUGUGUCAUCUCGAGAUGUGAUAUCUGGAGGACUUGUGGGACUGUCCAUCUCAUACGCCUUAGAGAUGACUGGAAACCUGAACUGGUUGGUACGGAUGACAUCUGACCUGGAAACUCAAGUGGUUUCUGUAGAAAGAGUCAAAGAAUACACAGAAAUAGAAACAGAAGCAGACUGGCACCAAGAAAACUGCCAUCUUGAUCCAUCAUGGCCACAGUUUGGCCUCAUCCAGUUCAAAAACUAUUGCACCAGGUACCGACCUGGCCUUGACCUUGUACUGCAAGACGUCAGUUGUGUGAUCAACCCUGGAGAAAGGGUUGGAAUUGUGGGAAGGACUGGUGCGGGAAAGUCUUCUCUUAUGUUUUCUUUGUUUAGACUUGUGGAACCUGCGACAGGGGAGAUAACUAUUGAUGGAGUAGAUAUCUCGACUAUUGGACUGCAUGACUUGAGAUCAAGGUUGACAAUCCUACCUCAGGAUCCUGUGAUGUUUGUUGGGAGUCUGCGGUUGAAUGUGGAUCCGCUGGAUAUCUACAGCGACGAGGAAAUCUGGACAGCACUGGAGCACGCUCACUUGAAGACGUUUGUCGAGUCACUGCCGGACAAACUGCUGCAUGAGAGUGGGGAAGGGGGAGAGAACUUGAGUGUUGGACAAAAGCAACUUCUUUGCCUGGCAAGAGCUUUACUUAAGAAAACAAAAAUCUUGAUUCUGGACGAGGCUACGGCUGCUGUUGACAUGGCAACAGAUGUCCUCAUCCAAGAGACCAUCAGGUCAGAGUUCAAAGGUUGUACGGUGCUGACGAUCGCACACAGAUUGAACACGGUCAUGGACUAUGACAGGAUCUUAGUUCUGGAUCAAGGACGAGUGGAUUCGUUUGACAGUCCAUCGACCCUGCUACAGCAGAAGAGUGGUAUCUUCUACCAGAUGGCCGUUGAUGCCGACAUCGUAUCGUAAUCACUGGACUCUCUUAUACAGAGCAUUCUCUACCAUUCACAAUUGAUGGUCUGUCAUGCAGGGUUAUUCUCUAGCAGACCGAAUUCUCUGUCAUGCAGGGUUAUUCUCUAGAAGACCGAAUUCUCUGUCAUGCAGGGUUAAUUCUCUAGCAGACGGAAUUCUCACCAAAUAACAUACUAUUUGCUUCUUUACCAGAAUCAAUUUUUACUAGAUCGAUUUAAUUCCUUGCUAGAUGGAUUUGAUUACCUCUACUCUAAACGUUGAUUCUUUACCAUACAAAAUUGAUUCUUUACUACACAGAAUUGAUUUUCUGCCAUACAACAUUGAUUCUCUUCCAGAGUUGAUUCUUUACAAUCUGGAGUUGAUUCUCUACCAGAGUUGAUUCUCAGCCAAACAGAAUUGAUUCACUAUUCAUAUCUUAUGAUCUGUGCCAAAAUAUUGCCACUGUCUUUUUAUGUUGUAACUUAACAACUAAUGCUAGCAUUUUUGUGAUCCUAUUAUGCUAUGAUAAACAAUUAUGUUUUUGAAACCUUUUAACAUUACCACAGAUACUUGUUUUAUAGCAUAGACAUACUUCCACAGAACAUACUUCCACAGAACAUGUACUAGUACACACCACUGAGCCAGAAAUUACUAUUGCCACAGAACAUAUUGUUGCUAUAUAACUUAUCUUAUCUUCAGAACAUAUUGCUGCUAUGUAACAUGCUGUUACUGUAGAACAUUAUACACUAAUACUUCAGAACAUAUUGCUAUCACAUAAAAUACAUUUGUCACAAAAUAUAUUAUACACACAGUUACUACAGAGCAGGUUUUUUUCAUUGAAUAUUCUGCUACCGUAGAACACAUUGCUACCACAUAAUAUACUUGUCACAGGCAACAUUGCUACCACAUAAUAUACUUCUGUCACAGGCAACAUUGCUACCACAUAAUAUACUUCUGUCACAGUCAACAUUGCUACCACAUAAUAUACUUCUGACAUGGGCAACAUUGCUACCACAUAAUAUACUUCUGAGUCCGGCAACAUUGCUACCACAUAAUAUACUUCUGUCACAGGCAACAUUGCUACCACAUAAUAUACUUCUGUCACAGGCAACAUUGCUACCACAUAAUAUACUUCUGACAUGGGCAACAUUGCUACCACAUAAUAUACUUCUGAGUCCGGCAACAUUGCUACCACAUAAUAUAAUUCUGUCACAGACAGCAUUGCUACCACAUAAUAUACUUCUGUCAAAGGCAACAUUGCUACCACAUAAUAUACUUCUGAGUCCGGCAACAUUGCUACCACAUAAUAUACUUCUGUCACAGGCAACAUUGCUACCACAUAAUAUACUUCUGACACAGGCAACAUUACUACCACAGAACAUAUUGCUGCUAUGUAACAUAUUGUUACUGUAGAACAUUAAACAUGGCUACUUCAGAUUCUAUUACUACCACAUAAUGUACUUCUAUCACAAAAUAUAUUAUACACAGCGCUACUUGAGACCAGGUUUUUAUCAUUGAAUAUUAUGUUGCCACAUGUCAUAUUACUGUCACUAAAUGCCUUACUUCCACAGAACAUAUUGAUGCUAUAGAAGAUAUUGCUACCGCAGAAUAUAUGUCUGUCUCAAAAUGUAGAUACUACUACCAUAAACAUACUGCUGUCGUUAAGCUUAUUACUUCUUCCAUAAAAUAUAACGGUACUACUACUUCGAUAAUGCACAAUAACGUCCAUAAAGCAUACUACUGUUUUCAAAAAGUAUACCACUUUUUCCACAAAUCAAGUUACGUAUAUAACAAAACCACACUUCCAGUAAGUAUAAUGAUGGUGCUGAAUUAAAUAUAUAUGCAUUUAUCCAGUAAUCACAAUAUCUAUAUCUAUAUAUAUUUAUUAUAUAGCAUUUAGUGAAAUAUCUUAUAAUAUCAGUGAAAUAAAAGUUAUUAGUCACUCAGUGAU